Molecule: messenger RNA, 906 nt
Organism: Rotaria sordida
Lineage: Eukaryota; Metazoa; Rotifera; Eurotatoria; Philodinida; Philodinidae
Source: the annotation of a GenBank genome assembly
AUGAAUAAAGAAUUUCUUCUGCGAGCGUUGCAAGGACAGAGUGAAUAUGGAGAAGAAGCAUUUCGUAUGAAAUUUGUUGUCCGUAUUUCACAAUGUCCUAUCUUGAUGGAAUUCGAUGCUUGUAUAAUACCUCGUGCAUCUCAAGACAAAUGGUCACAUCGAAUUAAAUUAGUUUCAGUAACUGGUAUUGAUUUUGCUGGACGAUUCCAUGAUAUAAAUGAUAUUCUUACUUAUGUCACAAACUGGCAAGAUGUUUAUGAAACCAAUCCAAAAUCUGGUUUGCUACUAGUUCAUAAUACCAGAGAUUUUCGUCGGAAAACCAAUGGUCCACGAGGAAAACUAGAUAUGGAUCGCCUUCGAAAUGAUUUAAUGCGUAUGGCAAGACUUCGACUACGAGCAUGUGAUGAUGAAGAAGUGCAAGUUGUAGUCGAAACAGGUAUUGGACUUGGUGUAUUUGCUGGUAAAGCUAUCGGAAUUGAUGAAACAGUACGAGCACUUUCUGCAUUUGCUAUUCGAAAAGUACUUGAAGAAGAUGGAUCAACCUACCGAAACAUACGUGCCGUCGUGUUUGCUCUACCAAUUUUUGAUGCAGGUUAUCGAAAUGAUAAAAGACAAGAUACAUAUCAAGCCUUUGCUGAUGAAUUUAAUCGAAAUAAUUACCAAGGUCCUAUUCCUGUCUUAAUUGCUGAUCAAGAUAUGCAUCGAUUAACUGUAGCUAUUGCUCGUAUGGGUUUCAAUGUUUCUGAGUUGAAUCCUGCUGAUUCACAUGGCGUAUUUGGUGAAUAUUGGCAAAAUCGAGGACCAGCUGUGGAAGAAAAAUUAGCUUUAACUACAGUGGGUCUACUUGUACAACAUCAUCUUGUUAAUCCAUGUGUACUAGAUCCAAACCAUUACAAUUUUAUUUAA